AUCAAAACAUCAACACCUAUAUGCGCUCUUUCCGUUCUUGUGUAAACAUCGACACCCUCGAAGAUUGUUCUACAAACUAAGAAUAAAGAAAAACGAUGGAUGUUACGUGGUUGGUACAGAAGUUUUGGAUCUAUUUAUGAGAGAAAUCAUUCAACAUUUCAGAGAUGAGCAUCACUAGGGACGCUGGAAGUGCCAUACAUUUCCUUGUGAAUACGGACUGCAACAAGGUGUUUGAGAACAGAGAGAAAAUAGAGCGGAUGUUCAGCGUUACACUUCUCUUAGACAUACCGGCACCAACAAAUAGAUAUAACUGGGUUGGUGUGAGAGGGGAUCCAAGGGACCGGCAUAAUGCAAGGUCCUACAUUCUGUCUCUGGUCAAAGCUCCAGAUUCGAUUUAUACAAUUGAGAAGACGAUUUACUUGCCACCGGAAGUAAGUGAUGACGUCAUAGAGACAGUUGAACGCCGUAUAACUGCAGCCAUUAUUCCAUUUAAAGAUGAUAUCUUUCAUGUCCGUGGAAGCACUUUAAGUGUAAAUGCCGCAAUGACAGAACUUGAAGAAAUCGUUGAUAAAGCUUUAGAACCAGACAUUAUUCACUCAACGCCCGCUAGACCUAAUCACGCUUCAAGAAGACUUUCGUGCGCACUACAAGAAACACUGAAUAAGACAAACCUUAGAGGAAACUACGCAAAUGCCCCGGAUGCAGUCAAACGUGCUAUUGCUAGUUUUCUUAUGGAGAAGACCGAAGAUGAUGAAACAACUGACGAUGAUGUUAUUCUUAUUGAAGAUGAUCAUGAUGAUACUGUUGAGCCCAUUCUGAUUGAAGAUGAUAGCAGUGAUGAUGAUGUGAUGAUUAUAGAAACUCCAAGGAAGACUAAUGCCUCUACGGAAGAAAACGGUAAUUUAUUCAUUGCUGAAGAUAGAAAUUCGAAAAACAGUCAGGCCGUUGAACAAUUGACCAAAGCAUUUAGUGACAUGAAAACACCCUCAAAAUCUAGCAGCAAACCUAAAGUUCAAAAGAAUGUAACUAAAGCUGUAGUCAAACCACUGAACUUUAACAAAGUGAAUAAGGAUAAAACUACCAUUGCUUCUAAUGAGCCAAUGUUUCAAACAGAGGAAAGUGCCAGCCAAAUAGAAAAUGUUGUUACGACAGAAACCCUUGGCAAAAAGAAAACGAAGAGAAAGAAGAAACGAACAGCGUCUAAACUAAUCGAUGACAUCAAUACUGAGGUUAUCAUCAUCCACGAUGACCCUCCCGCGCUUCUUAGAAAGGGGCAAAUGUUCAUAGAAGACAAUAAAGACAAUGAAAAUGAUUCAAAAAGACGUAAAUUGAAAAGUGCAAUAACACAACCAAAUAAGAUAUCUGAAAAACAAACUAAAAACGGUACCGACACUGUUCAAACACAUAAUCAGUCUAAGAAAGGAGAAAAGGAAGGCGGUUCUCUAAAACGCCAAGACAUUUACAGUGAUACAGUUGAGAACUACUUAAAAGAAAUAACUAAAGAUACUGUAAAAGCUAAAGUUUCGUCAGAAAAGAAAAUUUUAGAUAAUGACAUGAAUAAAUUUUCAUUUAAAAAGAAAGUCUCGGUUUAUGGUGGGGACAGGGAGCUAGAAGAGAAUACGGCUGUGGCACGCUCACAAACUUCCAGGUCCAGCGAUCAUCUAAGAUAUAUUAUCAUUGAUGGUAGCAAUGUCGCAAUGGCACACGGUCAAGAUGGUGUAUUCUCAUGCAAGGGACUCAGGAUAUGCGUGGACUACUUCCGGAGCAGGGGUCACCAAAUGAUUACGAUAUUCCUACCUCACUGGCGGAAGUGCCGUCCUAGCAACCCGUCUUCUGUUACCUAUAGAUAUGUCCUUGAUGACCUUGAGAAAGAAGGUUAUCUUGUAUACACACCUUCAAGACGGAUUGGUAACAAACUUGUCGCUUCCUACGACGAUCGGUAUGUUAUAGAGCUAGCAGAGAGGGAGGACGGUGUCGUUGUGUCCAAUGACCAGUAUAGGGACCUACUGCACGAGAAAUAUAGCUGGAGGCGAGUUAUUGAAACAAGAUUGCUAAUGUAUACAUUUGUACGCGAUCAUUUUAUGCCACCAGAAGACCCCUAUGGUAGAAAUGGCCCCUCCCUAUCUGAACUACUGAGACACCCUAGAGCCAGACCUGCAGUGUCGACUGUUUCAUUGGGGCAAGAUAUGUACACCAGACUCAAGUGCUUGGAGGCAGGCAAUCCUAGAUCAGACAAGAGAGAGGCGGAACAAGAUUUCUACAGUAACAGGACUGCUAGAUAUUAAAAUAUACCCUAUUUGAUUAAAUAGUGUUGAUAUAUACACUUUAUUUGCACAAACUGCUUUUCAUUGUUGAGCAAAAUGGCUGCUAGACGUUGUCAAAGUGUUUUACUCGAGUAUAGUGAGAUAGUGGUUGAACACUAAUAAUUUAUUCGCUAAGAAAAUAUGACCGAUCUAUUAUCAUACAUUGUGCAGAGAGUAAUAAUCAAUUUAUUAUAUGACUUUGUAUAUCAUCUGCCUGCCUGUAUAUUAUUAAUCUGAAAUUGACUGACAGUAUAGAACUAUUUGUUACUUAAGAUAUUUAGUAUUUAAAUGUAUUUCAUUCCAUUUUAUUAUACGUUUAUAUACAUCAAAAAUAAAAUGAUGCAAAUUGUU
This is a messenger RNA of Mercenaria mercenaria, 2654 nucleotides long. RefSeq names its product probable ribonuclease ZC3H12C. The transcript is spliced from 8 exons. The record is from RefSeq and is a predicted model, not a curated record. Gene Ontology annotation, molecular function: mRNA binding; RNA endonuclease activity. Bases 165 to 2285 code for a protein of 706 amino acids. Gene Ontology annotation, cellular component: nucleus; cytoplasmic ribonucleoprotein granule. Lineage: Eukaryota; Metazoa; Mollusca; Bivalvia; Venerida; Veneridae.